Bradysia coprophila is the source of this 2038-nucleotide messenger RNA. Its product is annotated as ATP-dependent RNA helicase p62-like. The record is from RefSeq and is a predicted model, not a curated record. Gene Ontology annotation, molecular function: nucleic acid binding; ATP binding; RNA helicase activity. NCBI's taxonomy places the organism in Eukaryota, Metazoa, Arthropoda, Insecta, Diptera, Sciaridae.
CUGUCAUUAAAUGACGGACCAUAACCUUUCUUUUCACGCAGAAAAUGUGUGCGGUUGAUUUGCUUUAAAAAUAUUCCUCUUCAAGAACGAAAAGUUCUUCAAAUUAAUUUGUUUGACAAAGUGUUGAAUAUCUUGAACGACGGACCAUUCAGAUAAUUAAAUCAAUCUCAAACGCUCCACAAUGUUCCUCAGAGCACUGUCAACAAUUUGUGCUCGGACAGUGUUUGCCAAACAUUGUGCACCCAUAGCGACCAAAUACAACGCAAAUCUUGCCGCUCUAUACCCACGAUUUUCGACAUUUCGAGAUUUCGGCGAUAACGAUGAGUAUCCCAACCAAGUUCGCCGCAAUACACAACGAAAUUUCAGCAGUCCUCAAUUCAAUCGUAACCGAGAUUUUUACAACAAUUCCAACAAAAACCCAGAGGAAAAACCAGACUGGAAACCAUUCGAAAAGAAUUUCUACAAACCGGCUGACAUCAUUCAUCCGAAGGAAGACGUCGACAACUUUAUCAAGAAACACAAAAUCACUGUCAAGGGACCGGCACCAAGUCCAAUUCUGUCAUUCGAUGAGGUUUCCUUCCCGGACUACAUACAAAAUAAAUUAAAGGGCAAGGACUUUACGACACCCACACCGAUCCAGUCACAAUGUUGGCCCAUUGCGUUGAGCGGACAGAAUUUAGUCGGUGUUGCCCAAACAGGCAGCGGAAAGACAUUGGGAUACAUUUUACCGGCCAUUGUUCACAUAAAGAAUCAGGAAGAAUUGAAAAGGGGAGAAGGUCCCAUUGCGCUCGUUCUCGCUCCAACUAGAGAACUGGCACAACAGAUCCAACAAGUCGCAAAUGAAUUUGGUAGGACGUCCAAUGUUCGGAACGCCUGUGUGUUUGGUGGUGCCGGCAAAGGUCCACAAGUUCAUGCCCUGUAUCAAGGAUGUGAAAUUGUCAUUGCCACUCCUGGACGGCUGAUCGAUUUCCUCGACUCUGGAGUAACGAAUCUUAACCGAUGCACAUACUUAGUAUUAGACGAAGCGGAUCGUAUGCUUGACAUGGGAUUCGAGCCACAAAUACGAAAUAUUUUAGAGAGAAUUCGUCCAGACCGACAGACUCUGAUGUGGUCGGCGACCUGGCCCAAAGAUGUUCGUAACCUCGCUGAAGAUUUCCUCGGUUCGUUUACACAAAUUAAUGUGGGAUCGUUGGAGCUAUGCGCUAAUCACAACAUUAAACAAGUGGUGCAAAUAUGCGAUGAAGCCGACAAACAAACUGAACUUCAAACUCUCCUCCAAAAAAUCUUCGAAGAAAAUGAACAGCCAGGGAAGAUUCUAGUAUUUGCCGAAACGAAACGAGGUGUCGAUUAUGUAGCACGGUUCAUUCAGAGUUUUGGUGUAAAAUGUUGUGCUAUACAUGGCAACAAGUCACAAACAGAUCGAGACAGUACGCUGAAAGCAUUCCGGAGCGGACGUGUUAACAUUUUGGUGGCGACAGAUGUGGCUGCCCGAGGCUUAGAUGUCGAUGGUGUCACCUGGGUGAUAAACUACGAUUAUCCAAACACGUCGGAGGACUACAUUCAUCGAAUAGGCCGUACCGGACGUCGUGAUACAACUGGAACCGCACACACAUUCUUUACCGAAAGCAAUGCUGGCAAAGCAAGAGAUUUAGUUGCUGUGCUGCUGGAAGCAAAGCAAGAAGUGUCCGACGAUUUAAUGGAAAUGGCUAGUCGCGGUGGCCCUGUAGGAUCAUAUAAGCGAUUCGGUGGAAAUUCAUUCAACCGAAAUUUCGGGAAUCAAUCGUUUAAUCGCGGUGGUGGAUACAACAACUUCCAAAGAAGAGACAGCGGUGGUGGAUACAACAACUACCAGAGAAGAGACAGCGGUGGUGGAUACAACAACUACCAGAGAAGAGAUAAUUCGAGAAAUCGAAGACGUUUUGAUGAUGAUGAUGACGAAUAGAAGGUGUUGUUGUACAGCUAGGUAUUUAACGUGUAGCAGUAAUUGUUUUCGUAAAAAACAGCGAAUAAAAAUCGUCGUCGUCGGCCAAAAAAUUUG